GAUAUAGGGGUGAGAGAGAAGAGGGGAGCGUGACCAAGAGAGGGUGAGAGGGAUUUGCAACCGAGAGGAGAGAAAGAGAGGGGGCAGUGACACUCAGUGACAGAGAACCAUACACACUCACAUAUGCACAUCUCUCUCUCUCUCCCCCUCUCUCUGUAUUUGUCUCUUUCUGUGUAAGCGUGUCAGUUCGUCACUUUAGUCACUUUUGUGGGGGAAAUGGUGAGAGGAUCUCCAAACCAAUCAUCCCAUCCAUGACAUACGUUCUCUCCCUCUCCUCUGGGCUGAAGCCAGGUUGAGGCCUCUGUGCUCCCCAUCACAGGUCUGUCUCUGUCACAGUCCAUUGGGGGCAUGAGGGGGUAAAAUUAAUGUGUUGAGUGCUGGAAGGGAACCAGUGGAAACAUCAAUCUGACAGGAUCAAGAAGAAACAUACAGAGACUCUUUUUCCACAGGCAACAGUCACCAGUCAGCCCAUUACUGGAUUCCCAGGGCCCUCUGGGAGUCUGUUGCUGUGUGCGGACUGCAUAAAGACAGAGAGGUGGAUUAACUCACAACCCUGACCCACAGACAGACAAACUCGGUCUGUUCCCAAAGCAGUGGCCAUGUCGUCUCCCUCCCUCCCCAUGCCCCCUCUCCCCCCCAGUCCGCUGGCCAUGGAGUACCUCAAUGACUUUGACCUCCUCAAGUUUGAGGUGAAGCCAGACACUCCUCCUCUCCCUCCCUCCUGUACGUUCCCCAAAUCUAGCCUCCCGAAUGAUCCCUCCAGUUCCCCCGGCCCUUACACCAGCCACCCUCCCCAGGACCCCUCCAGUUCCCCUGGCCCUUACACCAGCCACCCUCCCCAGGACUCUAGCCUCAACUCCAGCCCAUACAACUCCCUGCCCCCGUCUCCAACGCUGAGCGAUGCACACCCUCCUCCCUCUGCCUCCUCCUCCCUCUCCUCCUCCUCCUCCUCUAUCUCCUUCCCAUUGUCCAUGUCCAACAGCUACACCUCUGGCAUCAGUUCUGGCUCUCAGGGGAACGUGGAGGGUAGCCCCUCCCAUGUGGGCGCUCAGGGCCCCAACCCUGCCUCUUUGGAGGACCUGAUCUGGCUGGCGGCGCUACAGCAGCAGUUUGGAGGGGAGGCGGUGGGCCCGGCGUCCCUGCUGGGCGCCUUGGGGGGCGGGUCAGAACGGGGAGACAGAGAGAGGGGUCCAGUGGGAAACUUCCUGGGCUGUGAGGAUGCGGUGGAGGCACUGCUGAACUCAGCUGCAGCCGCUGUCAGUUCCCAGUUUCCAGGGAUUUCCCAGAAUUCCAGCAGCAACCUGGGGGAUUCAGGAAGUGACAGCGGGGGUGAUAUGUCCUGCACCAAAGGGACAGAUAUGUGCCAUCGUCCACUCCUCUACCUCUCCUCUGCACCUCAAUCGCUCCCUAACCCGAAUUCCUCCUCGGCAGCCUACCCACAACCCCAGAGCCCCUCUGGUCGGCUUCAUCAUCAUCCCCAUCAUCAUCAUCACCACCCACAUCAUCCCAUGCAUGGCCAUCAACAUCACCAUCAUCAUCACCUCCAAUGCGGGGGGGUGGAUGAGCGCUUCUCAGACGAGCAGCUGGUGAGCCUGUCGGUGCGGGAGCUCAACAGACACCUGCGGGGCGUCAGUAAGGACGAGGUGGUGCGUCUCAAGCAGAAACGGCGCACGCUAAAGAAUCGAGGCUACGCACAGUCCUGCCGCUACAAGCGCUUGCAGCACCGCCACGCACUGGAGUCCGAGAAGCACGUCCUCACGCAACAGUUAGAACAGCUCCAGUGUGAGCUCUCACGCGUCCUGAGAGAGAGGGACGCUUACAAGGCCCGUUACGAAAAGCUUGUCAGUACAAACGAGGCUCCAUCUAGUCGUGGCAGCAACCCAGCCUCACCACCUCCUGAUUACUUCCUCUGAGGACGUACCCCGGAUUGGGGGGGGGUGGGAGGGGGGCAGUCCAAAAGAGAAAGCAUGAGAUGAGAGACCAGUGAAAGAGGAGGUCAGCCUAAAUGAGGCUGUGUCAGUAAUCAGACCUGGGAAGGAUGGGAGGGAGGGUUUGGGGGUGUGCGUGUGUGAAGGCUGGCAGGUAGCUGGCUUAUGACUCAGCCCUAAGUCACUGUGAAUUUAGCCUGCAAUCAGGGGCCACUUGACUGUUCAUUUAGGGAUAGAACCGGGCCCUAGAGUGCUUCACGAACAAAUGGCGGAAUAAUUCAGUCUUGAUAUCACUGUGACGUUCAUAGUGGCUCAAAGAGCCCGCAUCCUGCACCAGUGACAUCCAUGCGUUCGAGGUCAUCCUCCCAAAGAGAACAACGUGAAACCAAGGGCUUGUCCUCCAUAAAUAAGUCCAUUGUAUAAUUCAUUGCCAUUUAUACAAUCAACCUAUCUAUGCACAUUUCUUUCAAGCAGAACAAAUGAAAAGAUUAACUGAAGUCCGGACAAAGGCUGAGUUCAAUCCGUGCCCUGAUAUGCACACUGGGAUAGUACAGGUUGGCUGGGAUCCUUGGGAAGCCGAUGGUCUGAGGAGUGCAGUGGUGCUGGUUGUGUGGUGUAGGGUGAUCUUCAAGUGUCAAUGGCAUGCAGUUGUAAUCUCCGGCUGAUAUUCCACAGUUGCCUACCGAGAUGUUUUUGCUCACCAGAACUUGUUACUCACUAUUCGUCUUUUUAUUUUAAAGAUGAUUAAGCAUAGAGAAUGAAUGUACGAGGUUAUUCCUGUGGUUGUGCUUAAUGAAUAAUUGGUAUAAACACUUGGGUAUGGAGUAGAUGCAUUUUGGGGGGGAAAUGCAAAUGAAUUCAUACUUUGCUUGUUGAGAAUAACAUCCCUUUUUGGUAUACAAAGAAUACAAUACAAUGAAGAAUAAUUGAAGUGUGACACUUGUGAUUGGUGUUUUGUUUAUUGAAAAGAGGAUCAACAGACCUCAAAGAAAGCUCUGCUGUCAACCUGUACUGUAGGAGCUCCACAAUCAAUCAGUUUACCAGUUAAGAUUUGAAGCAAUAGACUGGUGGCUGUGGUUGACUGUAGACGUCGUGGACAAAUCGGGUUUAACAUUUUUUUGAAAAAAGGCAAUGGAAUGCAAAAUGAUCUAUGUGAAUGUGUAUUGUCUUUAAGCUUUAAUAUUAUAAACUGAGGUAUGCUGAAAACACCUUUGUAAGAGAGCUAUAAACCAUAACGCAACAAGCUCCACAGAGCUGGUCACUGUGGAUUCUGAAAGACUGGGGCGAAAUGCAAAAAAUUCAGUCAUUCAAAAAGAUAUCUCAUGACAUGUUACCAGGGUAGCUUUAAAGCUAUUUAUUUUGGCUAGUUGUAGGUUAAUUAAUUGACUUAUCUGUUUUAUUUAUUCACAUAUUUAUUCACAGUAUUUAUUGAUUGUUUAUUCAUGUACCAUUUCUUAUACUUUUCAUUUUACUGGUUGACAAUUUCAUCUACAAGCUUAGUGUGUACUUUUAUUUUCAAGCAGGAGAAAUCAAUAUUUUAAUUAUAUUUUUGAAUAUUUUCAAUAGUACGAUUACAGUCAUUAUUGCCAUCACGAUUUUUGCUCCAAUUGUAGUGUGGUUUCCUAUGAAAUAAAGACAAUAUUUUUACCAUC
Molecule: messenger RNA, 3580 nt
Organism: Esox lucius (northern pike)
Lineage: Eukaryota; Metazoa; Chordata; Actinopteri; Esociformes; Esocidae
Gene: nrl
Product: neural retina leucine zipper
Exons: 6
Coding region: 600-1913 (437 amino acids)
Biological process (GO): regulation of transcription by RNA polymerase II
Cellular component (GO): nucleus
Molecular function (GO): DNA-binding transcription factor activity, RNA polymerase II-specific; RNA polymerase II cis-regulatory region sequence-specific DNA binding
Source: RefSeq, a predicted model, not a curated record